This is a messenger RNA of Hypomesus transpacificus, 596 nucleotides long. Its product is annotated as vegetative cell wall protein gp1-like. The record is from RefSeq and is a predicted model, not a curated record. The transcript is spliced from 4 exons. Lineage: Eukaryota; Metazoa; Chordata; Actinopteri; Osmeriformes; Osmeridae. The coding region runs from base 150 to 596 and encodes 148 amino acids.
GAGUGCUGGAAGAGAGACAGGAUUCGGGGGAGUCUUCGACGGCACUGUCCCUUGAGGACGCCUCAUCUUCGUCCCAGGGCAACACCAAGAGGUGUAGGGUAGAUACCAGGAGCCCUGAGGUGUCCCCUAAAAAGACCACUGCCACAACAAUGACCCCACAUGGUACACAUGGAAGAGUGGGAUGCGGCCAAGGCAAGGACCCAGAGGAGAAGCAGGGCUACAUGGAAAGGGAGACAGAACUUGACAGGGCCCGUGCUGUGUCCACCAUCCCAGAAAUGAGCAAUACAGCACUGCUGCCCAGAGGCCCUCUGCCUGUGCUGCCCAGAGGCCCGCUGCCUGUGCUGCCCAGAGGCGUGGUGCCCGUGCUGCCCAGAGGCCUGGUACCCGUGCUGCCCAGCACCGAGCCCUCUGCUCCCCCUGAGCCCCCAGCAGAGUCCUGGUCAACUCUAGCACCCCCAGAGCACCCUGCACCGCCUCUGCACAUCCAGACGGCCUCCAGGUCUGCCUCCAGAGCUGCCCCGGCUUUUCACCCUGCCUCCUGGCCGGCCUCCAGAACUGCCCUGGCCUUUGUCCCUGCCCCCCGGUCGUCCUCCUGA